Cladocopium goreaui is the source of this 2811-nucleotide messenger RNA. Lineage: Eukaryota; Dinophyceae; Suessiales; Symbiodiniaceae. The record is from the annotation of a GenBank genome assembly.
AUGCUACGUUGUGAGGGAAGAACUAACCGCGGUGGCAAGUUCAACGCUGUGGACUAUGCCAAAACCUUAAAAUGCGAUGUCUGCCAACGACACCGCCAUGUCGCUCCAGCCAGAGCAGCAGCUCCACCUAAAGAAGUCAGCCCAAACCAGAUCGUCGGUGUGGAUACGAUUUACCUACAAGGACUUCAACCAGGUGGAAAGACCAAGAUGGCCCUCAAUAUGGUGGAUUGGGCCACACGAUUUCAGCUGGUGAUCCCACUCCAAGAUCAUACUCCUCGAGCCGCACGGCAAGCUCUUAUGCACUGGAUCCGGAUCUUUGGGGUACCGGAACGCAUCUAUGAUGACCUGGGAAAGGAGUUCAGGGGCUGCUUUGAAAUGAUGAUGGACCAGGACGCCAUCAUCCUUGACCCGGGUUCGUUAGAAUCGCCAACACAGAGAUCACUGACGGAGCGAGCAGGAAAGACUUACAAGGAGGUGUUCUCCAGGACGACCAUGGAUGCAGCAUGCAAUAACUGGGACGAAUGGCAUGAGACGGUGGACGUUGUAACAGCCACCAUCAAUCGGCUGACAAACAAGUCUGGCUUCAGUCCCAUGCAGAGAAUGUUGGGGUAUAACCCCAGGAUCCCCGGAAGCAACAAGAGCGGUGGAUUCAAUGAUGUGUCAGCGGCAUCCCGAUACGAAGCAGGAGAUCUACAAGUUCGACGAUCCAUGAGACUGAGGACAGCAGCAGCCAUAGCUUACUACAAGGCCGACUGCGACCAGGCCUUGAGGAACUCUCUCCAUGCCGGUCACCGGGUAUGGCAUCACUAUGAGGAGUACAAGGGCUACAUCGUCCUCGAUGAGAAGCCGCCGGACAUCAUGGACAUGCCUCCCAUCAUUGACAAGGACUUCGUUGGACCUCUACCUCCUCAAGUACCAAGCAGGAAAAUCACGGGAAAGCAUCCACCAGAAGAAGUGGAGUUCAAACCAGAUGCCUAUGACAUCAAACGACGACGAGCUGAAGAGGACUUCGAGAUGCUGAGACCAGGAGAACAACCAGCUAGUGAGCUGGAUCAACCAGAAGAGAUCACCAACGAGGAGACUGCGGCUGAAUCAGCCCGAGGUGAAAUCCCACAGCCAGUGGACGACGAGAAUCAGGACAGGCCACUGGAACGUGGACAAAUCAGAGCUGGAGAACAACUUGAAGAAGGUGCUGAAAGACCAAACAAGAGACAUAAGGCAGAAUUGCUGGAGAUCCUAUACCAGCAGCUGGAAUCGGUGAUGACGAACCGGAAGAGGAAGGAGACCAGCUACAGAACCAUGGACAAGAAGACCAAGGCAAAGUUUGACAAGGCAAUCCUCAAGGAGAUCAACAACAACCUGAAGUCGGGAGCUGAUCAGGCUCUCACCACAGAGGAGUCGGAGAAGAUCCGGCGCGAUAAGUGGGAGAAUCUCAGUAAAGAAGGUCUGCUACUGGACAACAGUGACGGAGAAGUUCUCAAAGCCAAAGCCCGACAUGUGAUGAAGGGCUACUCCGAAACAAAUGCAGAAGACCUUGAAUCGACCACACCACAGGUGGCGAAAGACACGGUCUUCUUCGUCCUUCAGAUACUGGCAAGUAUGAGGUGGCUGGUGGGGCAUCUGGACUUCACCCAGGCCUUCCACUCAGGAGGCUUAUUUGAGCGAGAGCUGUAUUGCUCACUUCCACCAGAAGGAGUACCAGGACUACAAGAACGACAGCUUCUGAAACUGCUCAAGACCUGCUACAGGUUGACAGAUGGCCCAUAUCAAUGGUAUCAACACUUGAGCAGGCUACUGGAGUCCCGAGGAUACACCAAGAGCAAAGCCGACUCGUGCUUGUUUCUUCUCUUCAACCAGGACAAGACUGAGAUUGACGGUUUGAUCGCCCUGGCCACCGGUGACAUGAUCCACGGAGGUAACGAUCGACACUGGAAUAACAUGGAGUGGCUCAAAGGUCAGUACAAGAUGGGCAAGUACACUACGGGAAGUGGCAAGUUCACCGGGAAAAUGACUGUACCAGCGUCAGAUGGAUCAAUCAUGGUCCGUCAACAACCCUACAUCGAGGAGAAGGUCAUCAAGAUCCCGAUUGAAAAGAACCGAAGAAAGCAGAGAUACUCCCGCGGAGAUCAACCAGUGAUGCCAACACCUAUGAUCAAGGACCUCAUCGACGCCAACCAGAUCACCGAUGAGCUGAAGAAGAACCCGGAACUUGGCAUCAAGGAGGAGAUUAUCAACGACAAGUGGGACGAGAAGGAGGCGAUUCAAGAGAGAACAGGCUCACCAUGGACUGGAACAACCACCUUCCUGAAGUCGACCGUUGAAGAGGAGAUCACCAAACCAAUCAACGAGCGAUUUCUGCAGCUGGCAAAGAAGCACAGUCAGGGUGGAUACCUUGUGGUCUACUACGACGCCAACCUGGAGCGUCAGAAAGGAACCAAGCUGAAGCUGGAGACCCGGGAGAAGGAGCUGAGCCGGAUUCCCUUCAUAGCAGUCACGGACUCGAAGUCCCUCUAUGACACGGUGACCAAGUGCAGAAACACUUCGGCCCACGUGGAUAACAAACGCACGGCAAUUGACCUGACCAUCCUGAAGGACGACCUCACCAAGACCAAAGGCCAAGUCAGGUGGGUCUGUGGAACCAACAUGGUAUUAGAUUCCCUCACCAAGAAAAUGCCUCCUGGGUUCCUCCAAAAAGUCAUGACUGAACAUGGGCAUAGGAAACUCUUAGAAAUCCACGCUUUGUUCAACAUAAAGCGUGGUCGAUGUGAAUCUGAUGAUUCUUGCAGUGCCUUGAACAAAGCGCAUUCCUAG